Dermochelys coriacea (leatherback sea turtle) is the source of this 3595-nucleotide messenger RNA. It is a transcript of the gene DTNA, whose product is annotated as dystrobrevin alpha. Bases 53 to 2788 code for a protein of 911 amino acids. The transcript is spliced from 24 exons. The record is from RefSeq and is a predicted model, not a curated record. Gene Ontology annotation, cellular component: synapse; plasma membrane. Gene Ontology annotation, biological process: synaptic signaling. Lineage: Eukaryota; Metazoa; Chordata; Testudines; Dermochelyidae. Gene Ontology annotation, molecular function: zinc ion binding.
GCGCGAUGGGCACCGUCGGAGGCAGGGCGGCUUCUGCUCUGACACCUGCAGCAUGUGCCAGGAGCUGCAGCCGCAGCGGCAGCCUGCGCGCGGUGCAGCCUCGCGGCUCGCAGUGGGAAGCGGCGGCAGCAGCUCCCUCUCUCUGUCUCUCUCCUGCUUUGCACUCUAUUUCAGUGGGUGCAUGGUGACCUUACAGAGUGUGCAUUACCUCACAGGUAAAUAUCAGCUGAUCCGCUGUGACAGCAGCAGCAGCAGCAGCAGCAGGAGCAGGAGCAAGAGCAAGCAUCAGCCCACAGAGCCUUUCUGGAGAAUGAUUGAAGAUUGCGGGAAAAGAGGAAAUACCAUGGCAGAAAGAAGGCAGCUGUUUGCCGAAAUGCGGGCUCAAGAUCUGGAUCGCAUCCGUUUAUCCACCUACAGAACAGCAUGCAAGCUUAGAUUUGUACAGAAGAAAUGCAACUUACAUCUGGUGGACAUUUGGAACGUUAUAGAAGCAUUGCGAGAAAAUGCAUUAAACAACUUGGACCCAAACAUAGAAUUGAAUGUGGCUCGUCUGGAAGCUGUGCUUUCAACUAUUUUUUAUCAGCUCAACAAACGGAUGCCAACUACUCAUCAGAUCAAUGUAGAGCAAUCCAUCAGCUUACUGCUCAACUUCCUGCUAGCAGCUUUCGAUCCGGAAGGACAUGGUAAAAUUUCAGUUUUUGCUGUCAAAAUGGCUUUGGCAACUCUUUGUGGAGGAAAGAUCAUGGACAAAUUAAGAUAUAUUUUCUCAAUGAUUUCAGACUCUGGUGGAGUGAUGGUUUAUGGAAGGUAUGAUAUGUUUCUGCGGGAGGUUCUCAAACUUCCCACUGCAGUUUUCGAAGGUCCUUCAUUUGGUUACACGGAGCAAUCGGCAAAAUCCUGUUUCUCUCAACAGAAAAAAGUCACAUUAAAUGCUUUCUUGGAUACUCUCAUGUCUGACCCCCCGCCACAGUGUCUGGUCUGGUUACCACUCCUGCAUCGAUUGGCAAAUGUUGAAAAUGUCUUCCACCCUGUUGAGUGUUCCUACUGCCACAGUGAGAGCAUGAUGGGAUUUCGCUAUCGGUGCCAGCAGUGUCACAAUUACCAGCUCUGUCAGGACUGCUUCUGGAGGGGACAUGCUAGUGGUUCCCAUAGCAACCAGCACCAAAUGAAGGAAUACACAUCCUGGAAAUCACCUGCUAAGAAGCUAACUAAUGCACUUAGCAAGUCUUUAAGCUGUGCUUCCAGCCGUGAACCUUUGCACCCAAUGUUCCCUGACCAGCCUGAAAAACCUCUAAACCUGGCUCAUAUUGUAGAUACCUGGCCUCCCAGACCUGUAACCAGCAUGAAUGAUACGCUAUUCUCCCACUCUGUUCCCUCAGGAAAUACUUUCACAAACAGAAGGUUACUUGAGAGUAUAAAUGUAGCCAGUCCUGUAGCUGAUGAGCAUUCUCUUAUAAAGCUGUAUGUAAAUCAGCUUCACAACAAUUCACGCUCUCCUUACAAGAAUAAUGAAGUAGAGCAGAACAAAUUGCUGGCUAGGGCUGCUCCAGCUUUCUUGAAAGGCAAAGGGUUACAGUACAGCCUCGAUGUUGCAGACAGGCUGGCCGAUGAACAUGUACUCAUUGGGUUGUAUGUCAACAUGCUCCAGAGCAACCCCUCACGCAUGCUUGACAGUGCAGGCCGUCUAGAUGAAGAGCACAGACUGAUCGCCAGGUAUGCAGCGAGGCUAGCAGCAGAGACUACUGCAUCUCAGGGUCAGCAGAGAGGUGCCUCGGAUAUCUCUUUCACCAUUGAUGCAAAUAAGCAACAAAGACAGCUGAUUGCAGAACUUGAAAACAAGAACCGAGAAAUCUUACAGGAGAUCCAGAGGCUGCGGCUUGAACAUGAGCAGGCAUCUCAGCCCACACCAGAGAAGGCACAACAGAACCCCACUCUCCUUGCAGAGCUCCGACUCCUGAGACAGCGGAAGGAUGAGCUCGAGCAGAGGAUGUCUGCUCUUCAGGAAAGUCGGAGAGAGCUAAUGGUACAGUUAGAAGGCCUCAUGAAACUACUGAAGGAAGAAGAACUGAAAAAGGGAACUCAAGGAGCAGGCUCCCCUCGAUCUUCACCCAGUCACACUAUCAGCCGACCUAUUCCUAUGCCGAUCAGGUCUGCCUCUGCCUGCUCCACCCCAACCCAUACACCUCAGGACUCUCUGACGGGCGUGGGAGGAGACGUGCAAGAAGCUUUUGCACAAAGCACAAGGCGAAAUUUAAGAAAUGACUUACUAGUGGCAGCAGAUUCUAUUACCAAUACCAUGUCUUCUCUGGUGAAAGAACUAAACUCAGAGAUGGGCAGCGAGACGGAGAGUAAUGUGGAUUCUGAGUUUGGACGGACUCAUUUUGAUGAUCUUGUUCCAUCACCGACUUCUGAAAAGGCUUUCCUUGCACAAAUCCAUGCCCGGAAGCCAGGAUAUAUUCACAGUGCAGCUGCCACUGGCACCAUUCGCAGUGACAUGGUUACAGAAGAUGGAGACCCCUAUGUUAGAGCAGAUGAUGAGAACUAUGAAAAUGACUCUGUCCGCCAGCUGGAAAAUGAGCUCAAGAUGGAGGAAUAUCUGAAACAAAAGCUGCAGGAUGAAGCCUACCAGCAGGCAAGCUGCAGUCAGACAGACAAUGAAAGCUAUGUGAGAAUUGAUGAUGAGGAGAGCUGCAUUCGAACUGAUGACGAAGAAAACCUGGCUGCAAGCUUCACAGAAGAAUGGAACCAACAAGUGCAGCAUCUCUUGACAAAAAAAUCAAAUGACUAAGUUCCGAGGACUGUAGCACAGUGCUUUUGUUGUAAGAGUUGUAGUAUGUAGGUGUGUGUUUUGAGAAAAAGACUUUUGUUUAAAGCUAACUUACAUUAGCUACAUCUUCUGUAACAUGGCUCAUUACUGAUGAAGAAAGCAGGCUGAAAUGUGUGCAGCUGUUACAAAUAAUAGCAGCAUCAACAAAACAUGUAAACCCUUUGCACACUAUGUUGAACCUAUUCAGUUUACAAUGACAAUAUUAAUACUGUUUAUAGAUUGCAAUUUGAUUUCUGAAUACUUGGAGAUUUUAGGAGAACAGUUUACUAUACACUGUACAUUUUUCUUUCACAGAAGAAAUAAAAGGCUACAAUUAUGCAUUUAACACUGAAUGAUGAUACUCCUGAGUGUAUAUAUUUAGUAGCCCAAAGCAAAGUAUCAGACUAUGUUUGCAAUUUGUUUAAAAGUCUUUUACAUAAAAGACUUGUACAAAAUGCACAAAAAACCCCCUCUAAUUUAGGGCUAACGUGUAACUUAGGAAUGUUUUCUUUCAAAGUAAUCUAACAAAUCAGCCAUAGAAGUUAGUGUAAAUAUUUUUUUCCAAAUAGAUAUCAUAUACAAAAGGCAACAUUCAAAUUAUAUAGAAUCUAGUUUUUAAAUCAGCACAGAUCUUCUUAAAACUGUGAACUAUGUUUUGAAAUACUCGUUACUAAAGCUGUUUAUAAACCACAGGUGCCAUAAGAUCCCUAAACUGACUGAAGUUAUGUAUAAUCUUCCAUGGUAUUGUUUCAUUGAUGUUUUAGCUUUAGUAAACAUGUGUUCAACAAA